Molecule: messenger RNA, 765 nt
Organism: Artibeus jamaicensis (Jamaican fruit-eating bat)
Lineage: Eukaryota; Metazoa; Chordata; Mammalia; Chiroptera; Phyllostomidae
Gene: MRPS33
Product: mitochondrial ribosomal protein S33
Exons: 3
Coding region: 118-438 (106 amino acids)
Cellular component (GO): mitochondrion
Source: RefSeq, a predicted model, not a curated record
UGCUCUCCGCCGCCAAAGGCGAGACCGGGAGCCGGGUUAGGGGCGGGCCUUCCGGGAAAAGGGCGCCUGGGGGAAGCAGGUCACCACUAGGGACUCCUGCUCCUUGGUGCCCCAGAAAUGUCAUCGCUUUCAGAAUACGCCUUGCGCAUGUCUCGUCUGAGUGCCCGGCUGUUUGGGGAGGUUGCCAGGCCUACUGAUUCUAAAUCCAUGAAGGUGGUGAAACUGUUUAGUGAGCAGCCUUUGGCCAAGAGGAAGGAGACUUAUGACUGGUACCCAAAUCACAACACUUACUUCGCACUCAUGGGGAUACUGCGUUUUUAUGGCCUCUACAGAGAUGAGCAUCAGGACUUCAAGGAUGAGCAGCUGCGUCUGAAGAAGCUUCGUGGAAAGGGGAAACCAAGGAAAGGAGAAGGGAAACGAGCAACAAAGAAGAAGUAGCAUCGGUCACAGAAAGGAAACUUCCUCCUUGACGACUGAGAGCAGGAAAAAGAGUGUUUAUUGUCUUCCCCCACGUGGGGAGUGUAAGCUUGUAUCUGGAGGAACACAGUCCUCUCCACACUGAAAUCUGACCCAGUUAAACUGCGACUGAUUUCUUGAACACAUUCUAAUUCUGCAAAAUUAUUUUGGCUUUGGUUUUGUAAUCUGAGGUUUGCUUCAUUCCCUAAGAAAAAAGUGCAUAAAUUAUUGUUGAAUGGCUUGUUCGGGGUGAGAGUGGGAUGUUGGGGAAGUGGAAGGGAAACAUUAAACAAGCACCCUGUAGUCUCA